This is a messenger RNA of Anopheles moucheti, 5884 nucleotides long. RefSeq lists its product as uncharacterized. The record is from RefSeq and is a predicted model, not a curated record. The transcript is spliced from 8 exons. Lineage: Eukaryota; Metazoa; Arthropoda; Insecta; Diptera; Culicidae. The coding region runs from base 828 to 1589 and encodes 253 amino acids.
UGUGGUGCCUGUGAGUGAGUGUGCUUGUACGUACGCGUACGCGUUGUGCCCAGUGUGUGCCUGGUCCUUGCAUCCAAAGAUCGUCCGGUUUUAGCAAGAACUACCAGCAAAGGUGAAAGCGAGUGAGCGAGUGAGUGCGAGAGCCCGUGCGAAAGAGAGAGAGAGAGCGAGCGAGAGAAAGAAAGUUCGUCUGUAUGUGCGCGUAUGUGUGUGUGUGAGUGUGAGUGUGAAAGGUAAAGGGCACAUAAAGCGCGUCGGAAAGGCAGCCGCAAAACACACGGUCAACUACAAUUUCUACUACUGUUUCUACUACUACUGCUAGUACUUGUACUACCACUACUACCACUACUACUACGCACGCAACCUCCUUCCGUACCGAUCGUACCAACAAGUGCAGCGUACGAAGACAUUUGACAAGCGCCUUCACCAUAAUGAUUAGCAUCUGGUACAACAAUGAGUCUAACCUAGAUUGGGUCCGCAAAGCUAACCGAUAGUAUAGAACCUACCCUAAUAAAGGGUUCGGAAGAAAACUACGCUAUCCGAGGAAAGUUAGCAAACAGCCGCCACAUUGCCCACAACAACCGCAACCAACAUCCUCCAAACCCUCACCGCAACAGCAUCAGCAGCAACAUCAGCAUCAGCAGCAGCAUCAAGCAGACGCACCGCAUUCCAGCACCUCGCAGUCCUCCCGCCGGCCACAUCAGCCACCGUCGUCGUCGUCGUCGUCGUCGCUGGUACCCACCACCUCCUACUCCACGUCCGGCGAACCGCGGGCCGCAGGUCGACGCAACUCGAAGCAACUGCAACGCGACGAGCUGGCCGCCAAGAUGGGCAAGCACGACAUGAAGCGCGGCAUUUCCCAGCGAUCCUCGGAUGCCGGUGAAUCUCCCAAGCAUUAUGCUUCAACAAAUUUAGUUGGCAAAUUUACACAAAGCGUCAGACGAAUAGUGCAAGAUGUGAAGGAUGAAGGUUCGCCGAGUGGUAUGAGCCGUGAAGAACUGAUCGAGACGAACGAACGGCUCCGAGCGGUCCGUAUCCGAUUGGAGGAAUCGUACGAUACCGCCAAGAAGGCACUGGUCAACCUGAUGAACAAAUACGGCGACUCCAAGAGCCAGCGUAACAUCUUCAAUCGUUAUCCGAUGCUGAAGCUCAUGAUUAAGGAUGUGAUCCGGUUGGAAACGCAGUACUGGACCCUGGUCGAGAUCCCGAAGCAGGAAAAGCUAGAAACUGUUCCGGCCUUCGUACUGCGUGCCUGUAGCAUUAUGGAGAAAUCGCAAAAAUCGGGCGAAGGUGUGAAGACGUCCGCCAAGCUGGCAGAGGAGGCGGCCGAACGGCGCGAACGAAUGGAGCGACUCGAAACUAUGACCACGGCACAGAUCGAGCAGGAAAACACGCAGAUGAUAAACGAUUUGUAUCGUCUGCUGAAAAAGUACACCGGUCUAAGGAACUUGAUUCGAGAGCUGAAGUCCGAGUAUGGCAACUCCAAAAUCUACCCAAUCUUCCCCCGGUACACGAUGCUGAAGGAUAUGAUCAAGGACAUUAUGCACGAUCCGGACUAUAUGGAGGUUUGCCACGAGGUGGACAACUGAAAUCACCAGAAAUAAAACCCGCUCGUCAUCGAAUCGAACGUCUAACCGUAGACACUCAUUGCGAUGAAGGGCGAGUUUUAUAGGCUCUGCGCGACGAUACCUCGCUGCGCGUUUUAUUUGUUUUGUCUUCACUUUCGGAGAACCUAUAUAUCGGAAACGGACGGUGUGGAAAAUCGGUAUUUCCGCAUCCCUAAUAUCAGGCUGUACAAAAACAAAGGAGGAAAACCCUGCGCCAUAUCUUCGACGCUGCAAUACACAGUCCAUAUCAUUAGUUCGCUUGGUAGAGCUGUGGACAAGGAUCACCCACCCUUCUCCGGUACACAACAUCAUCAUCAUCGGUGCUGGCUUUACACUGACUCUGGUUUAACAGUUAUUGGCGUCUGUUUUUUGGGGAAUAGGUGAUGACGUUCGUUUGAAGUGUGAAUCAACAAUCAAUCAAGGGCCUUAGGGAGGGGAACAACGACACACACACGCACAUCCGUGAUGGUGUCACACGGAAGUAUCUCGAAUAUCAGGCUCUUCUCCCCUCCUGCAGGAUGUCCUUUCCAUGUGUUUUUACCUUUUCCCGUCGCCAUCUUUUUUUUUUUGGGCAAUCUCCAGUAAUGGGUGACUUUAGACGAGAGGCUUCGCUUGGUUUGUUCUGUUGACUACCGUCCGUUAACAGCCGCUUAUUGUAUAAGAAUUUGCAUCUAUGGACAAUGCACUGAGCGCAAAGGCUUGUUUUCAUUGUUUAUGGACGCAGAUGCUUAAAUGCAGUCGUAAGUAGCUAAGCUUUGCGAGCUCCAUGCACGAUCGUAACGGCGGAUUGGGUUAAUUUGUUUGCCCCUUUAAGAAAAUUCCAGAAAUCCCCACAAAUUCCAAUGGGGAGUUCUUUUAUCUAAGCAAAAGUAGUAGCAGAAUAAAUGAGAAAAUGAAGGUAGAACGGAUACUUACAAAAGUUAUUGAAACAAGAACAAAACAAAAAAAAAACAAACAUUGAUGAAAUGACCCACCUAUCUCUACACGAACAAUGUAUUCAAUACAACAACAACAAAAAGAAAAGAAACAAAACAAAUAGGGAUGAUAAAAGAACACAACUAUUUUUGCACAGAUAGUAUUUACAUAUUCAAUCGAUUUUCUUUGUUAUUCCUUUGGAUCACAACUAGGCACACACACACACAAAAACACAUCACACAUCACACAAAAUCAUCGUACUACACAAUCAAUCAUCCAACGUAGACAAAACAAAAACUAAGGACACUUACACAACGUAGGACACGCCAAACACGUGGAACCAAAUUUGUGGCACAACAGCAAAAGCGAAAAGCAAAGCGAACAAAUUAGUUGAGAAAAAAAACAACAAGUCAAAGAAGAAAAGGGAAGAAACACUACAUUAGGAAACGUAAAAAUCUAAACAUUAACUAAAGCAAAAGACCAAUUCAAUAAUACAAAACUCAUCACUAUACAACGUUAGCGACAAAGUAGUUGAGGGAGGCGAAGCUGAAAUAAAGUCAAGUCGUAAAGUAAAAGACAAUGCAAAAACAUUGCUGACACCUUAGGCAUCAAUUUUCAAUGUUCAAGCACACAAGUUGGAAGAAGAAGACAGAACAGAUAAAAAAACAGAGAAAAAACUCGAACGAGAAAAUAAAACGCAAAAAACUAGGGAAACAACUACCAUAAUCAAUUUAACGAAUGAAAACAUUAGAAAACAUUUGGAAAACAAAGCAAGUAGAAACAUUCAGUGACAGAGGAGAACAAGUGACCCCUCGAGGAAACAGUUGCUUUCAGUUUUCCCAGCCGUUUUAUGUGUAAGUGUUUCAAGCUCUUUUUUCCCGGUCUCCCACCAAAAAGGACGCUGGUGGUUGGCCUACUUAGAAAAGAUGGAUAACAAAUUUGAUACAAAACGACUAAAGUAAACAAAAAAAUGAACAUUAACAAACAGUACACGCGGUCCGACGAUUGUGGGCAAGUAGACGGUAAAAGAAUUGUAACAAAAUACAUAAAGACACAAAACAAUGGAAUUAUAACAGCAAAAAAAAACAAAAACAUCACACACUCAUUGAAAAAAAACUAUAAAGGAAACUCACAAGAGCUGGAGCUUCUCGCCUUUUUACACACAAACACACAAAAACGAUUGAUGGAAAACUUGCAAGCGUAGGACAAAAGUGCGAACCUAAAAAAUACAACAGACAGCCAAACGGUAGUGAUGAUUAGAAAUUGUGGUAUUAUGUGACAGACGGCAGUGGCAAACAAAACAAGAAAAAAAAGCAGCAACAGAAAACUAGCACAACCAAACCAAACCACGCAAACAAAACAGUGCAACCAAAGCGCAGGAAAAUAGUAAACGCUGAAGUAAGAAUAUAUGCAAAACAUUAGCUGUGUUGUUAGGUGGCGGCCAUUUGUGUGGAGUUGUGGCGGAGGGACCCGACCCGACCCAACAGACAAAUAUUCGUGGAUAACAAUAACGUAGAUAGAAAUCAAUAAUAGUGAUGUAAAACGUGGUAUGGCAUGUAACAGCAACAACAGCAACAAAAAGACAACACAUAAAACGUUAAACCUCUUGAAAAGGGGGGCAAAUGCGGAACCGGUAGGAAACUAUGGUAGACGGAACAGGUAAAGGUACGGACAAAAACCCAGGCGUAAGGAACAUUCCCACUACACUGAACCUCUACACCUAUUGUGCAGCUUAUCAACAGCAGGAAUGUUACAACCGGCUCGGCAAAAAGUGACCAACAAAGCAACACACGCACAACAAGAUUGUAUGUAGUUACGGAACUGGGGCAAGCAAACUCGAAUCGUGCUAAUGGCAUUUGUCACCUUGGUGUGUGUAUGUGCGCGUGUGUGUGUGCUUUCAUUAGCUAAUCACAUGGCUACUUACCGGGAUAGUGCUUGCUAGUGAUACUUUGAACUUUAUCUUACAUGGAAAUGGAUCUUUGAAAGAUUCACAUUUAGUUAUUUGAUGUAUCCGCCAUCUUGGAAAGGUAUUACGAAUAUCCAAGUGCGAAAGGUUGCUUGCAUUAAAGCUACUACUUAAACACUCAUUUAUCAUUCACUUAAGUACUCACAUACCUACUGAGACUUGAGCAGUUGUUAGUCCGUAGGCACUUCGCCUGAUUGAACAAUUCCCGGUUCCCGGAUCGAACAAUCGGUUAGGAAGUGAAUUCUCUAUAAAGAUUCUCUCCUCUGACAAUCCAAAAGUGACUCCACCUAUCUUAGUAGCCAGAGUUGAAAUAACUCUGUAUACCAAUCCUUCCAAGCCAAACGUAACAAGUAACAAAAAUAAGAAACCUUUCUGGAUUCUGUUUACAUCAUUCAUAAGUGACUCAUUUUUAACACCAAUUCCGGUAGCGUAAUUGGAACUGUCAUUAGUUCCUCAAGAUAUCUCGGUCGAAGUGACGAGAAUGCGACCAAUUUAUAGGUUACGAACAAUCGGCACUCGUACGGUAUCGGGUCGCAAGCCCCUGCAUUUAUGCAAUCAAACAGUCGAGGUCAAAUGAAACCGUAAGUAGACAGGUGCAAGGACAUGAAACAAAGACGCACCCAUACACAUACACAGACACACACUACCACGUAUGAGAGCCAUCUUUCCCAUGUUAAUAGUCGUUUAGACCUUGCUUUCGCAUUACGUUUGCGUUACACUUUCAAGUAGCCAAGUGCCCGUCAGCAUUACUGUACAAGUAAAACGCACAUUUGAGGCCAUAGUUUCCGAUUCCCUGCACUAGAAAUGCAAGCGAAUACAUUUAAAAACAAAAUACCUAGCGGCCGAUCGGUUUUUUGCUUCGGAACACUGUUCGUACUGCAAUAGAAUUGAGUUGAGUUUGAACGUUUCGAACCGGGCUCCCAACCAACAAACACUCACCCACACACACACACUCACUCACGCUAGCACGCCAUUUAAACGAUAAUCCAAUCCUUAAUCACUAAUCCCCCCUAAGGCUCGCUUCACUUAGGUUUUCUCCGGGCAGGAAACUAGAGCAUUUAGAAGUGUUGCAUUCAGAACUUGUACAUACGCAGCAAUUGUUGUAUAGUUGUGCUUAAGUUUGGCUUAGUGUGAAAGAUGCAAUGAAAAUUUGAAGAAAAAAAAACAACCAAGACACGAACUCAAAGCGACACAAAGAAACAAAACAGUUAAAAGACAAAGUCAAACAAAACAAACAAAAGAGAAAAGAGCAAAAUAAAACAGGAAAAGCAUUCAAGAGACCGGCACAACUGGCGAAGAAAUCAACCAAUAUUAUAUUAUACACGCGCGCAAAAUGCUAGUGCAUUAGCCCGGAAGAGCAGUUUAGUAUAGCGAGACAGUUGAACAUAAAAACAAA